Messenger RNA from Zophobas morio, 4043 nucleotides. RefSeq lists its product as uncharacterized. The coding region runs from base 165 to 3941 and encodes 1258 amino acids. The transcript has 11 exons. The record is from RefSeq and is a predicted model, not a curated record. NCBI's taxonomy places the organism in Eukaryota, Metazoa, Arthropoda, Insecta, Coleoptera, Tenebrionidae.
UCAUCGAGCAAAUGUCAUUUACCUCUUCAAUGGCUUGAGUGAAAAUCGUCAAAUUCGUGCAAAAUCCGCCCCAAAACCGGAAAUUUGGAGCACCCGAGUCAACCCGAGACGCUUCAACCCCAGAGAAGUGAUUUAGUUAAGAAGUGUUUGUAGUGAAUUGUGAUAUGGAACCCAUCGCUCCGGGCACCGAAGAUGAACCCCCCGUAAAUUUUUCAGCCUCGACCAAACAGGAGAAGGAACGGGAACGCUUGCUCAACGUCAAAGCCGUUCUACCGAACGGUAAAUAUGGCAACGUGUUCGAGUUCAAGUACAUCAAUGGGACGGAGCACUGGUACUGCAACGCAUGCGCGUGCCCCGUCAUGGGUUGGGUCUUCCACCAUGAAAACGGCAAGCGACACUCGAUGGCCUUGGGGAACCAAAACCCUGAGAGAUUCCCAUCGCUGUCUGAAGUGGACGAAACCCCAACAAUCCAAAUCGCACCCGGAGAACCCGUGCCCCCGGGCUUCGAAGGACAAAUCGAGAAAGUCGCCUUGAUACAAGAGCGGCUCGACGUGUUUAACGUAGGCCCUUUGGUGGCUUUGGAGUAUUUACUAGAAUUGAGGGACUACGAUGCGACGAAGGAACCGACUUAUUUGUGCAUCCUGUGCGACAAAAAGGGGGAUCCCAGGACGGUUUUGACACACCUGGCGAGCUACAAGCAUAUUCUACAGUAUUUACAGAAGCACUUUCCUACUUGUUACCGAGCGUUGGCUCCCUACAUGACCAAACAAUACAAGAGAAAUUGGCAAAUCGCGCUCCACGAAAUCGCCGAAGCGAUUGAAAAGAAAUUCGGACGAUUAAAACCGCUUCCUGUCGAUGCUGACAAGUACGAGAAGGAUCCCGUCCACUAUUUAGAACUGAUAGCGAAAGGGCGGCACUUUUCCGAACUCUCGGGGUACACUUUUGAAGAGUUAGUCAAUAAAAACGAACUAACUAAAGUCCAUGAAGAUGAUGUAAUUGAUAAGUAUGGUUACAAUAAAGCGAAUCUUCCCCAAACAGCUCAGAGGAAGAAAAGUCCUUCCCCUCCGGUCGUCGCCAACCCGAUUAAGAAAAUCCGGCAUUGCGGGCCGAGUUCUAGCGCCGCCCCGGCUACUAGUAUCCGUCGCCGUUCAUUGUCGAGCGUUUCGAGUAUCACUAGUAGCGAUAUGAGCGACUACGACGAGCCCAAGGAGAAGAAACCCAGCAAGAGGACGAGGUCCAGGUCGCCCCACAGGAACCGCAGUAGAAGUCCUUAUAGCAGACGAUACGAGCGACGAUCGCCUCCACCACGUAAAGAAAACUAUUAUCGUCGCGACGACCGCGACUACACCCGCGACCGCGAACGCAACUUGAUGCCGUGGGAAAAAUCCAACUACCGCCGCCCCAAAUCCCCGGUUCUUCCGUCCAAAUCCAAGACGGACAAGCUAGACGAAUACAAGAAGUUGUGUAAAGCGAUCGAUAACGACAUGGAGCGCGUCCUCAAGAACCACAAGAAGAACCCAGAGAAGCACCCGCAGUACAACGACGAGUGGAAGAAGUUCUGGAAUAAGCGCUACAAGGAGCUGCAGGCCGAGGCGAAGGACGUGUCCACGCACGACUUCAAGCCGGAGUGGAUCGAGUUUUGGAACAAGCGCAUGAUUGAGCUGCACCAGGAGGAGGUGAAGGUGAAGAAGGACGCGUUGAGGAAGAGGUUGGGGCUGCCGGAGGAACCCCAACCGAUUUGUUUCAAAAUCAUGGGGAAGAAAAAAUUCGAGACUAAAGGGAGUCCGAUGGGUAAUAAGCCGGUGCCGCCGUCGGCGAUGCCCGACCACGACCCCGAGGUGAUCGUGAUUGACGAUAGGGACGACGAUAAGGGGUCUAGGAGGUCGCAUAGCCCGUGGGAGGACGAGCCGGUGGUCAGAGUGUCCAGGGAGAAGAGUAAGAGUAAGAGCAGGGAUAGGGAUAGGGAUAGAAGUAGGGACUUGAGUCGGGAGAGGGUCGAACGGACCACGUCGAGGGAGAGGUCGGUCAGGAGCCCCAGGAGAGUUGAACGGGAGCGAUACAGCAGAAGUCCCAGGAGUCCUCGCCGUCCCGAGCGCUGCUCGCGCGAGCGCAGCUGGGAUCGCGACUACAAGCUCAAGGAGUACCGGCGCGAGCGCAUCCGCAUCAUCAGCGAGCUGCCGUGGGAGCGCGACCGCGUCAAGAACUACCGCAACGAGAUCCCCGCCUACUACAAGCCGCCGGCGGUGAUGCGCGACGUCACUCGGGAGCCGGUGCUGUCGCCGCCGCCCGCCGCCGCGCCCGUCGAGGAGGACGACGACGGCGAGAUCAACGUGGUGGCGGUGCUGCGCCUGCUCACCGCGCUGGAAGAGAAGCUGGGCUCGCUCGGCCCGAAGAUCAUCGACCUUCUGGCGCAGGCGCUGGCCAUGGAGAAGAGCGAGGCCAACAGCUCGGAGAACCUCCUCGACAACGAGGUGAAUUGCGUCAUGUUCGAGACGGUCAAGGAGAAGUUGAAGGGGCAGCUGCUGGCCGGGUUGGUCGAGCCCAUCCAGGAGAAGGCGUUCAAGAACGCGAUCAAGAAGACGGCGAGUCUGAUACACAUGGCGGGGGAGAGGAAGAAGGAGAAGGAGAAGAGCGCGCCGAAGGUGGACCCGGUGAAGGUGCCGGGGGUGGGGACGGUGGACAAGGCGGCGAUCGCGAGGCAGAUUGCGAACGCGCUGGUGCUGCAGGGGAAGACGGAUGUGACGCAAGCGGAGUUGGAACAGCUGAUCAAUGCGGUGGUGGGGAUGGCGGAAGCGAGCAAGAAUUCGAACAAGCCAAUCACGACGGCCAAUUUCUUGGAGCAGAUAUCGAAGGCGGGGAAGGAGAAGGAGAAGAGUCCCCCGAAGGAGAUACGACCGACGGUGACGAUCCAACAAGUGGCAGCCCCCGAACCCGAAGUGAUGAAAACCCCCGAGAAGACCACCCCCAACAAAGACAUGGAGGGCUUGUCCGACUCCGACUUGCAAACCCUCCUCCAGAACUUCAAAGACCUUUCCACCGAAGAGCAGCACGGUCUCAUCAACUACCUGAAGAAACUGGAAGCUCGGGAGCCCGACCGGGUCGAACGACUGCGCAAAUUCGUCAAUCUCGGCGGCAACCAGAAACCCGAGAAGCAAGAAGAGAAGAAAACCGGCAGAGAAAGUCCGUUUUCGAACCGCAUGGGUAGCGUGAAUCCGAGCGUCGAAGAAACCGCCCCCCGGAAGUUCGGCGAAAUGUCGCCGAAGAAAGACGAGCACCAGCCGAAGCUGCCGCUCGACUCCGACGAGGACGACUACACUUUCGAGGACGUGGCGAAGGCGGCGUCGAAGAACGUGAAGCAGAAGGAGCUGGAGAAGGAGCGCGAGAUCGUGGAGGAGAGCAUGAAGUUCGAGGCGAAGAAAGAGGAGCUGAAUUUGGACGACACGAAAGCGAUCAUAUCGAAUAUUAUGAGUAAUAUUAAUAAGACGGAGGCGGCGCAGGGGAAUCUUUUGGGGUUGUCGGUGAGUUCGGCGGACUUCGCCAAGACGCUGAACAGCAUUCCGGUGAACAUGGCCAGUCUUGCCAACAUCGUGGGGAGCGUUCAGAGUUUGACGAACAGUAAAGCGGGGAUUCCGGCGACGAGCACGAGUGGGGGGAAUUUCGGGGGGUUCCCGCAGGAGCAGAGGCAGUUUCAAGGACAGCAGCAGCAACAGGGGUACCAACCGAGGCCGAGCGCGCCCUACGGAGUCAAUUACCCGCAGAAUCCGUAUCAGAACAGGCCGAACGUGACGUACCCUCUCGAUAAGGCGAAAGUGACGUACCCGAACUACGCCAUCUACGGACAGGGCAACCCAGGGGGGGAGCAGAGGAGGGUGAACCAACCGGGCUUCCCCCCGAACAAUCAGUAUGGAAAUAACAGAAAUAAUUAUAAUAACCGAUGGUAGAUUUAGUUAAGUUAGGUUAAGAGUUGACAUAUUUUUUAAUGGAUGUAUGUAUUAAGUUGCGCGUAAACGCACCUAAAAAUAAACUUUGCAAAAGAAACCCAA